Molecule: messenger RNA, 669 nt
Organism: Protopolystoma xenopodis
Lineage: Eukaryota; Metazoa; Platyhelminthes; Monogenea; Polystomatidea; Polystomatidae
Source: the annotation of a GenBank genome assembly
AUGUCACAUCUUUCCACUAAACCAGCUGAUGCAAUUAGAAAUAAGCGGCAUCCUCCAGUCGGUUCUCAGCGGGAUUCUGCCAGAGCUGACGGAGGCUUUUGUUCAAAUUCUACCCUGGCAAAUGGCUACAAUGCUGCCUCCGCCGUUGGCUCAGAUACUUCUGGCGUCCGUCAAAAGCCUCCACUUCCCUCUUCAGCUCCUACCACUAUUGCCAUAUCCUCUUCUGCUAUCUCAGCAGCUAUUGCCGCAUCUACUUGCUCCCCUCCUAUCUCUAAUCCAUCUUGUUCUAUUUUAUCUUCUUUUCCCGGACCUGAAGUCGGACCGGUCAAGGUCUCUGCCGUGUCUCCUAAAAUCAGGUCCACAACCUCACCAAGUUCACUUAAUCUACCUGCUUCCACACGCUCUUCCACUGAUGCCUCUGCAGUCACAGCAGCCACCGGAAAAGCUUCCUAUCAUCUAAAUUAUUCUGGUCAACCGGUUCGAGAUUUUACUUCCUGCUUCCGAUCUGUGAAUGUGGCCGAUCAGAGGACGGCUGACAAUGAUACGGAAAAUGGAGUUCUCGCCUUUUCUAGGUCUGGGUACCGGGGCAAGGAGAACACCAUAACGUCAAGUGAAACCACGCGUGCAUAUCGUGAUCAAGUGGAGCGUAUUUCAAACAUGUACAUAUAG